Messenger RNA from Cavenderia fasciculata, 510 nucleotides. RefSeq lists its product as uncharacterized. The record is from RefSeq and is a predicted model, not a curated record. NCBI's taxonomy places the organism in Eukaryota, Evosea, Eumycetozoa, Acytosteliales, Cavenderiaceae. Gene Ontology annotation, molecular function: glutaminyl-tRNA synthase (glutamine-hydrolyzing) activity. Gene Ontology annotation, biological process: glutaminyl-tRNAGln biosynthesis via transamidation; mitochondrial translation. The coding region runs from base 1 to 510 and encodes 169 amino acids. The transcript has a single exon.
AUGUCUAUAACCAAUGAGUUGCCAGACGCCAUGAAGGCACGUAUCAUCAAGCAGUAUGGACUGACAGUCGACGAGGCUACCAUCCUCGUGGCAGACCCCAGAAAUGUAUCAUAUUUCGAAGUUGUCCUCAAACAUGGAAAGGGUGGUCGUAGCGCCAAGACCCUUCUCCUAUUUAUCCUCAACUACAAAACAAUCGUAGCCACAUCCAUCUCGAUUGAUCGUAUGGCCAAUGUUAUCGACCUCGUCGAAACAGCCUACAUCUCGUCAAAGGUUGCCAAUGAUAUUAUCGACGAGAUGUUGAAAGGUGAUGUCCGAGACGCCAAAGAGAUCGUCGACAGCCUGGGUGUGUCACAAAUCUCUGAGGAUAGCAUCGAUACGAUCUGUCUCCAAGUACUCAAUGAAAACAAAGAUAAAGUCAUGGAGUACCGUUCUGGUAAAACACGUCUCUUUCACGAAACAAACCCAAGGCUUAGCAGAUACUCAAAGGGUGAACUUACAAAAACAUAUUGA